GGAUCACUUUAUUCGCUUUUUUUUCUUUUUCUUUUUCUUUUUCCCCCACACUUGUGCUUUGGAAUCCACAGUCUCUAUAUACAUCUGUAAACCCCUUGCAUAAGUUGCAAUCGGUGUUUCAAUCCUCAUCGUCUCUCUCUAAAUCCGUCUAAAGAUUCCAACUUUGUUAGGGUUUUCGAAGAAGAAUAUGGACAAAAUCAGGAGAGCUUCGCACGCAGGUUCAUGGUACACCGACAAUCCCAAGAAAUUAGCAGAAGAACUUGAUGGAUGGCUCCGUGCAUCCGGUUUGGUAAAAUCUUCUGAUGUACGAGGGGUGAUUGCACCUCAUGCAGGCUAUUCAUAUUCAGGUCGUGCAGCAGCCUAUGCAUUUGGAAACAUAGACCCAGCAAGCAUUACUCGGGUGUUUCUUCUUGGUCCAUCUCACCACUAUUACACUCCAAAGUGUGCCCUUUCAAGAGCUACUGUUUACAAGACCCCAAUUGGGGAUCUACCUAUUGAUUUAGAAGUCAUUGAGGAGCUAAAAGCUACAGGAAAGUUUGAACUGAUGGAUCUUCAAGUUGAUGAGGCCGAACAUAGUAUGGAGAUGCACUUGCCAUAUCUUGCAAAAGUAUUUCAUGGGUACUCCGUUAAAGUUGUUCCCAUUUUGGUUGGUGCUGUCAGUGCCGAAAAUGAAGCCAUGUAUGGAGAGUUGUUAGCCAAAUAUGUGGAUGACUCAAAUAAUUUCUUUUCUGUAUCCUCGGAUUUUUGUCACUGGGGCUCUCGGUUUAACUUCAUGCAUUAUGACAAAAAGCAUGGAGCUAUCCACAGAUCAAUUGAGGCCUUGGACCGGAUGGGAAUGGAUAUAAUAGAAACAGGAGAUCCAGAUGCAUUCAAGCGAUACCUAUUGGAGUAUGAUAAUACCAUUUGUGGACGUCAUCCAAUCAGUGUUUUCCUCCAUAUGUUGAAGAACUCUUCGACGAAGAUGAAGAUAAAAUUCCUUCGAUAUGAACAGUCAAGCCAAUGCAAAAGCAUGAGAGACAGCAGUGUAAGUUAUGCAUCUGCUGUGUCAAAGGUGGAUGCUUGAAUUUGUUUUGAAAUUUAUAUUUAUGUAUUUAAGGUUCUUCUACAGCAGUGGAAGUUUUAUGGAUUUCGACUUUCUGAAAUUGACUGUAAAUGCUAGUAACUUUGUUAUUACUGUACUAAUGAGUAACCCAAACCAAAUCACUUUGGGUUGCCUCAUAAAAAUUCAUCUUUGGAUUUUCUUUAUAUUCUGCCUGAAUUUCCAUCA
Messenger RNA from Rhododendron vialii, 1267 nucleotides. RefSeq lists its product as uncharacterized. The transcript is spliced from 8 exons. Bases 188 to 1063 code for a protein of 291 amino acids. Lineage: Eukaryota; Viridiplantae; Streptophyta; Magnoliopsida; Ericales; Ericaceae. The record is from RefSeq and is a predicted model, not a curated record.